This is a messenger RNA of Mesorhabditis spiculigera, 1017 nucleotides long. The record is from the annotation of a GenBank genome assembly. NCBI's taxonomy places the organism in Eukaryota, Metazoa, Nematoda, Chromadorea, Rhabditida, Rhabditidae.
AUGCACCCAUCAACCGCCAAAAAUCUCGUCCUCUUCCAAAUCAUCGGCGUCACCAACACGGCGCUCACUUUUAUUACAAACAUUUUGUUAAUAUUUGUGAUAUUACGAUUUUCCCGACGAUCCCUUGGUUCAUAUCGUUAUUUAAUGAUAUUGUUCGCGGUUUUUGAUAUGCUGUAUUCGGCUAGCCACGCGCUAUCAAAUCCGAUAAUGUUCACCCACCGUCACGCAUUCGUCGUAUUUGCCAGCGGGCCGUACACCGGUCAGCUGGUCUCGCUUGGAUACUGUGCCUUUUUCUUUGCACUUUCGUUAAGUCUGCUGGCCGGUCAUUUUCUGUAUAGAUAUCUGCUGAUUUGCAAAAACGAAUGGAUGUUCCUCUUUGACGACGUUCGCUAUCGCCCGAUUCUCAUUUUGCUGUGGUUGAGUCAGGGUACUGUUUGGGCCCUAUGUGUCAAGCUUGGCAUGUCCGAUUUUGAAGUUACCAAGAAUUACACCCGGGACGCUGUGCUCGACGAGUUCAACGUGGACGUCGACCAGGCCGGCAUGGUGGCGCCAUUGUUUUUUACAGAUGCACCCGAUGGCAGUAAGCGCUUUUUCUGGCCGACCUGGACGAUAUUUUUCUGCUCUUUCCGGAUACACGACAAGUUGAAGAGCUGCACGAUGAGUGAGAAGUCGAGGCGGUUGCAGAUAGAGUUGUUUAAGGCGUUAAUAGUACAGGCCGUAAUCCCCAGCAUCUUCGAGUACACGCCAUGCCUCGUCGCGAUGGGCACGGCAAUGCUCGGAAUUCCACUGGGUCGCUACGCGAAUUGGUGCCCAACCUUGCUCACCUUCUACACCUGGUUGGACCCGAUCUGCAUCAUGCUGUGCGUCAAGGAUUACAGGAGAGCGUUUCGACGGUGCUUCAGAGCCGAUUCGAGGCCCGGCUCGAGGUCUACAGCCGAGAAUAGCUAUGCCUCCCGGAAUCUCAAAACACGAAUCGAGCCCUCGAUCGUUAAGCUCGAACUCUCGGAUGUUCAAGUU